Messenger RNA from Anolis carolinensis (green anole), 18971 nucleotides. RefSeq names its product usherin (gene ush2a). The record is from RefSeq and is a predicted model, not a curated record. The coding region runs from base 1312 to 16929 and encodes 5205 amino acids. Lineage: Eukaryota; Metazoa; Chordata; Lepidosauria; Squamata; Anolidae. The transcript has 73 exons. Gene Ontology annotation, molecular function: protein binding.
AUUGCAGCUGCCACAAAUAUAACACUCCCAAUGCAUGCUGUAGCACAGAUUAAAGCAGAGGUCCUCAACCUGUGGGUCCCCAGAUGUUUUGGCCUUCAUCUGCCAGAAAUCCUAACAGUUGGUAAGCUGACUGGGAUUUCUGGGAGUUGUAGGCAAAAAUAUGUUGUAGGGUAUACAACAUAUUAAAGAAAGUUGCAGGAAAGUCAAAAAUAAGUCCUUUAAUUCACUGCAGUAGACCCAAUAUACCCCAGAUCCCAGGGUGAAAUCAGCUGUUCACAAUGCAGAGCGCAUUGUAGGCACAUGCCCCCACUGAAGUGCUUUGAAGGACUGAAAAUGAGGGGGUGAGAGGAAGCCAAAAAAUGCUACAUGGCUGGCAGGGGGCUAAUUGACCCCCUGGGAGGGGUAAUUGAUUACAUUCACUCCUAACUGUCACUUUCCCUUUCCUCCCACCUCUGAUGCCUCUGGAGCACUGGUGCACAUCUAUUUAGGAAGGGGGGGGCACCACAGAGCGAUUUGAGGCCAGAUUCUGUGGUUAAUGUAAUUAUCUUCCUGACCUCAAACCAAAACCAACAAUCUAAUAACCCACACAGCAAAACUGAUUCCUCCCAAAACCAGUGCCUGGCUGUAUUAUAGUCUCUGUUUAUAUGUGCCAUUCAUUGUCUUAAUCACUCAUCUACCCUUCCCACCAGAAAACACCAGAGGCAACCACUACUGUGAUUUAACAGCUGCUGGAAAGGAGGAAUUGUAACUACAUGGACAGAACAAUAUGUACAUCAUGGCUAGUAGUCAGCAGUUACCUUAUUCCUCAUGGAUUUUCCCAGUCUCCUUUAAAAUCCAUCCAAAUUGGUAUUAAUCAUUACAUAUUAUAGACUUCAGCUGUGAAGCUGAACUAAUCCAGUUCAGCCUCAUACCUUAUGGGAGGUUUUUUUAUAUAUAUAAACUCAUAUCCUUAAUAGAAGGUUAAUCCCAGAAUUCUCCUACUCCUGGAAUUUUCAGAAGAGAAUUGUUUCAAGAGACACUCCUCAACUAUGUCAGAAAUAGUAAAGACACUUGCAAGGAAAAGGGUCAGGCGGGACAGAUGGUGAUAUGUUUUUAAUCAGCUUUGCUGAGAGCUAAAAGGAGCUGCAUGAAAUGGACAAUCGGGGUCUUACUUUCCCCAAGCAUGUGCCACUAUUCAAGUUCAGCACCCCCAGGAUUUCAAUUUAAGAUGAAAUGUUGCAACUGAACCAGGCUACUCAAGGGCACUGCCACUGAUGCUGUCAUCAUUAUUUAUUUAGGAAUGCCUUAUCAAGAGGAGACUUUCCUGUAAACAUGAUUUGCCUGGCUCUCCCCUUGCAUUGUGGUUUUCUGUUUCAUGCCAUUGAAACAUUCAUCAUGGCCUAUUAUCCAUCCUUACCCUUGGUCAGCACACAGGGACAUUUUCCGAGACUUGAAAAUGUGGGUGCUUUCAAAAACAUUUCUAUUGUGCCAACCCAAGCAAUUUGUGGGCUGCCAGAGCGAAGGGCAUUUUGUCAAAGUACAACAGUUGUUGAAAGUAUUCGCUCAUGUACUCAACAGUUUUGCACUCAGGAGUGUCCAUACAGAUCAUCGCCUGCUUUGUAUACUGCCAUUCUCUCAGGAAGCCUGGGCAUCUGCAUCACAAGAGACAAAACGGAUUUACACCCUGGACCAUCCAAUAAUUUUUCAAGCUUUAUAUUUCAUAAUUUGCAGAGUUGCUUUUCUACCCCCCAUUUACGGAAGCUUGGAACUUCAUUUACUUUAACUGUGUGGCUGAAACCUGAGAAAGAAGGUGUAAUGUGUGUGAUAGAGAAAGCUGUUGAUGGGCAGACUGUGUUCAAGCUUACAACCUCUGAGAAAGAAACCAUGUUUUAUUACCGCACCAUAAAUGGGUUGCAGCUACCGAUAAAGGUAAUGACACUGGGGAGAAUUCUUGUGAAGGAAUGGAAUCAUCUUAGUGUGCAGGUCCACCUGACAAAAAUUAGCUUCUUUAUAAAUGGUUUGGAAGAUGACAACACAGCUUUUGAUUCCAGAAUUCUCACUGGAUUCAUUUCAGACCCCUCUGCUGAGGGUGAAUGGCGAGUUGGACAGAAUUUAAAUGGUUCAGAGCAAUUUGUUGGAAGGAUGCAAGAUUUCAGAUUGUACCAAGUAGCACUUACAAACAGAGAUAUUUUUGAAGUAUGGUCUGGAAAGUUUCUUCAGCUCCAUACUCAGUCUGAAUGUCGCUGUCCUGGAAGCCACCCAAGGGUACAUCCUCUUGUACAGAGGUACUGCAUCCCUAAUAGUGCAGAUGACACAACUAAUGACAGAGUGCUCAGGCUGAAUCCUGAAGCUCACCCUUUGAGCUAUAUCAAUGAUAAUGACAUUGGAACUUCGUGGAUUUCAUCUGUAUUUAGAAGCAUUGAACAACUCAAUCAUGGUGUAACCAUUACAGUAGACUUAGAAAAUGGGCAAUACCAGAUCUUUUACAUUAUACUUCAGUUCUUCAGUCCACAACCUGCAGCUGUACACAUUCAAAGGAAAAAGAAGUACGAUUCUGAUUGGGAAGACUGGCAGUACUUUGCAAAGAACUGCAGUGUGUUUGGAAUGCAAAACAAUGGGUCACUAGAAUAUCCUGAUUCAGUGAAUUGCCUCCAGCUUCCUAGUUUUACUCCAUAUUCCCGUGGAAAUAUCACUUUCAGUGUUCUUACACCAGAACCAAAUCGUCGGCCAGGAUACAAUGACUUCUACAAUACUCCAUCUCUUCAAGAGUUUGUCAAAGCCUCCAAAAUAAAGAUUCAUCUACAUGGGCAAUAUCAUACCCCUUUGCCUUGGGUUGACUCUCGACAUAGAUAUUAUGGAGUUGAUGAAAUUACAGUCAGUGGGAGGUGUAAUUAUCUUGGCCAUGCGGAUCACUGUGACACAACCACCAACCCAUACAGAUGUCUUUGCUCAGAGGAAAGUUACACAGAAGGCAAGAAUUGUGAUCGCUGUUGGCCACUGUACAAUGGCAAGCCUUUUCAUCCAGGAGAUCAGGUUCAUGCUUAUAAUUGCAAACCUUGUCAAUGUUAUGGCCAUGCAACAAGCUGUCACUACAAUAGGACAAUGGAUUCUUUCCCUAAUGAACACUAUAGAGGUGGUGGUGGAGUCUGUGAUGACUGUCAACAUAACACCACAGGAAGAAACUGUGAAUUGUGUAAGGAUUUCUUCUUUCGACAUAUCGAUGCAGAUCUCUCAGCUGUGGAUGUCUGCAAACCUUGUGAGUGCAACACAGUAGGCACCAUAAACAGUAACCAACUCUGUGAUAAGAUUGGAGGCCAGUGUAAUUGUAAGAGACAUGUGUCUGGCAAACAGUGCAAUCAGUGCCAAAAAGGAUUCUACAAUCUACAGCAGUCAGCCCCUGAUGGCUGCAGCCCAUGUAACUGCAAUACCUCUGGGACAGUCGAUGGAGAUAUUACCUGUCACCAAAAUUCAGGCCAGUGCAAAUGCAAGGAAAAUGUUAUUGGUCUCAAAUGCGAACACUGUAACUUUGGAUAUAAACAUCUCCUAAAUAUGAAGAAAGAUGGUUGUGUCCAUUGCCAGUGUAAUAUCCAUGGUUCUGUGAACGGUUUCUGUAACCCUUCUACUGGUCAGUGCACUUGCAAGAAAGAUGUUGGAGGACUUUACUGUGACACUUGCACUGAUGGUUUUUAUGGGCUGGAUCCUUUUGGCUGUAAAACUUGUGACUGUCAUAUUGGUGGAUCCAUUGCUGGUACAGCAUGCAAUCCUAAAACAGGGCAGUGUGUCUGCAAGCCAAACUUUGGGGAAAGGCAGUGCAUCGAUUGUUUGGAUGGACACUACAGAGUACAGCUAAAUGAUUCCUUAGCCUGUGUGCCAUGUAACUGUGACAAGACUGGCACUGUAAAUGGCUCUGUGCUGUGUGACAAAUCGACUGGACAAUGCCAUUGCAAAGCUAGUGUCAUUGGCCUUCAGUGCAGUCAAUGUAUGCCUCAUAUGUACAAUCUCACAGCUCAAAAUCUUCUUGGUUGUGACAUUUGCAACUGUGAUCCUCUGGGGACAUUGCCAGGAACUUUUUGUGACCAAAUCAAUGGAAAGUGUGUUUGCCUGCCUCGCCGUCAGGGAAGGAGGUGUCACCAGUGUAAACCAGGUUUCUAUUUUUCCCAGCAUAGUGUUGAUGGCUGCUCUCCCUGUUUAUGCCACCCAACUGGUUCAGCAGAUGAGCUCUGUAAUAGUCACACUGGCCAGUGUAUUUGCCAAGAUUAUUCCGUAGCUGGGAAAAGAUGUGACCACUGUAGGGACUACUAUUAUGGAUUUGAUGCAGAAAAGGGGAGAUGUCAGCCUUGUAAUUGUCAUCCAGCAGGAGCAAUUAAUGGAACUUGUCAUCCCAUGACUGGACAAUGUAUGUGUAAACAAUUUGCAACAGGCUCAAAAUGUGACGACUGUGUUCUUGAUGCUAGUAAUUUGGAUGUCCACAAUCUGUUUGGAUGCAGUAAAAUACCCUCUCAGCAACCUCCACCAGCAGGACAAGUUUUAAAUUCUUCUGCUAUCAGGCUUGCUUGGAAUCCACCUGAUUCUCCGAACUCAAACCAGCUUGCUUUCAAACUCUACAGAAAUGAGAGUCAGAUCUAUACAGUGGAGGACAACUAUCCCUAUAGUACCCAGUUCUUUAUUGACAGCAACUUGUUUCCUUAUACCAUUUAUUCAUAUCACCUGGAGACCAGCAAUAUUCAUGGAUCUACUAAAAGUGCAGCCUUGACAUACAGGACACAGCCUGGAAUUCCUACAGGAAACUUGCUUUUGAGCCCAGUUUUUCCUGUUGGGCCAUACUCUGUUUCUUUACACUGGACAGCUCUGUCAAACUCCUCUGGUCCUAUAGAGAAAUAUGUUUUGACAUGCACGUCUUCACUUGAACUUAAACCUUGUGGUCAGUAUCAAGGCUUAGAAACAUCUACAACUGUGUGGAAUUUGGUUCCAUUCACAAAAUACAGUUUUGAUGUUCAAGCAUGCACCAGUGGGGGCUGUUUGCUGAGCCAGAAGGUAGCAAUAGUUACUGCACAGGCCCCACCCGAGGAGCAGGAACCUCCAGUCGUCAGCACCAUCAGCGCUACAGAACUUGCUGUCAAAUGGGCCCCUCCCAAGAAAGCAAAUGGUGUAAUUAUUAGGUAUGAACUGUAUGUGAGAAGAGCUCUGCAAUCAGAUGAAGGCCACGUUUCACCAGAGAGUCGUGUUUUCCAAACGAGUGGAUGGUUCAGUCCCCAUACACUGCUGGAGUCAGCCAAUGAAAAUGCCUUGACACCACCACUGACUAGCACCAACAUCACUGAUCUGGAGCCAUUCACAGAUUAUGAGUUUCGUAUUUUAUCAGUCAAUAUGGCUGGGAGUACAUUUUCAAGUUGGACAUCAGAAAGAACAGCAGAGGCAGCUCCUGUAUUCAUGCCACCUCCAUCAGUAUUCCCUCUUUCACCAUAUUCUCUCAAUGUAUCUUGGGAAAAGCCACAAGAUAAUGAAGCAAGAGGAGAAGUGAUGGGAUACAGCGUCAAUGUAAUUACAGAACAAAAAGUAUUGCCAGUGUUUUCUCAGGUCUUGUAUAUUGCUGAAGCACAUGAACAGUCCUAUGAAGUGACAGGAUUGGAACCAUACAGAAUGUACCACUUCACCAUCACUCUCUGCAAUCGAAUUGGUUGUGUUAGUAGCGAGCCUGGAGUGGGACAAACUUUACCGGCUGCACCAAGACAGCUUGUUGCCCCUUAUGCCAAAGGAAUAAACAGCACUAUAAUAAAGAUAAGUUGGAAUGAACCUAAAGAAUUGAAUGGGCCUUCUCCAAUCUAUCAGCUGGAGAGAAUGGAUACCUCUUUAGCAACAUCAAAUACAACUGUAACAAAAGGGGUCCGUUUCCCAGGAAAUGGCUAUUAUAAAUUUCCAAGUUCUACUCUGCCUGCAAACACAUAUUUUACAGGUAUUAAAGUGAGUUUCAGAACAACAGAACUUGAUGGUCUCAUUCAAUUCUCCAUUUCACCUGGGAAUCAAGAGGAAUAUAUUGCACUUCAGUUGCGAAAUGGACGUCCUUAUUUCCUAUUUGAUCCACAGGGAUCUGCUGUUGCACUAACUCCAGAUAAUGAUGGUGGAAGACAAUAUAAUGAUAACAGUUGGCACCAUAUAAUUGCUGUAAGAAAUCAAGCGCUGGGAACAAUCACUGUAGAUGGGCAGUUCACAGGUUUCUCAUCAGCUGCCAGUGGCAGUACCAUCAUUGGGGAAAACACAGGUAUAUUUGUUGGAGGAAUCCCACAGGAUUUUACAAUCACAAGAAAAGACACAGGCAACACUAAAAUAAUGAGGAAAGGAUUUGUGGGAUGUCUUCGAGAUAUAUUCUUCAAAACAAUGCACCACCCCUAUGAAGUCUGGGAGCCUUUAGAAUGGAAAGAGGCUGUGGAAAGAUGGAAUGUUUAUGACAGCUGGGAAGGAUGUCCCAGUGAGCUUACAAAUGGAGCACAUUUUCUUGGAAAAGGUUUCCUGGAACUCCAUCCAAGCACUUUUCAUGGUGGCCUGGACAUUGAAAUCUCCUUUACAUUUAAAACAGAUCUCCUGAAUGGAUUUCUUCUUUUCAUUUACAACAAAAAGGGGCCUGAUUACAUUGCUGUAGAACUAAAAGGUGGAACCCUUUCUUUUUGGCUAAGAAAUGGCAUUGCUUCUACCCGUGUGAAUCUCUGGUUAGGCUUGUCCUACUGUGAUGGAAAGUGGAAUUCGGUUGUUUUGAUAAAAGAAGGACCCCGAGUUUCAGCAAGUAUGAAUAAUAUGAUGGAACAUGUUGUGGAACCUGGUUUAGAGCAGCUAUUUGUAAACUCUCCAGUCUACAUUGGAGGAGUACCAGAUGAAGUCCAGAAUGCCUUUAAAGAGCUGGGAUUAGAAGAAGGUUUUGGUGGCUGCAUGAAGGAUGUUAAAUUUACACGAGGUGCUGUCGUUAACUUGGCAUCUGUGUCCAGCAGUGCUGUCAGAGUCAAUCUGGAUGGAUGCCUAUCAACUGACAGUGCUGUUAACUGCAGGGGAAAUGACUCCAUCCUAGUGUACCGAGGAAAAGAAAACAGUGUUUAUGAGAGUGGUCUACAACCAUUUACAGAGUAUCUGUACCGAGUAAUGGCUUCUAAUGAAGGAGGAUCUGUAGCUAGUGCCUGGAACCGUAGUCGCACAAGAGAAGCAGUCCCACAAAAUGUGCCAACACCCUCCAGAGUUCACUGCAUAAAUGGCUACAGUGCUGAGGUUACAUGGGAUGAACCAGCUGAGGUCAAAGGUGUAAUUGAGAAGUAUAUUCUGAAGGCAGCCAGUGAAGAUGGUACCAGCAUAUCUACUGUCAGUACAGAGAUUAUGAAUACUAGUGCAUUCACAGGGAUGCUGACAGGCUUACGGCCCUUUGCAAACUAUGCUAUAACCCUAACGGCUUGCACUUUGGCUGGCUGUACUGAGAGCUCGCAUGCCUUGAACAUCUCCACUCCACAAGAAGCUCCAAAAUAUGUCCAAUCUCCCACAGCUAUUUCUUUCCCUACAUCUUUAUUCCUGAGUUGGGAUCCACCAAAAACACCCAAUGGGAUUAUAUUACAAUAUUUUUUAUAUAUUGAUUCACAACUUAUUUAUACUGGAAAUGAAACCAAACACAUUAUCAAGGGUUUAAGCGUUUUUACAGCAUACCAGUUUUUCAUCACUGCCUGCACUAUUGUUGGCUGUACUAACAGUUCCCAAGUUACCUUGCAUACAGCACAACUGCCACCAAGUCAUGUGGAUGCUCCAGUCCUAACAGUUCUGGAUUCUAAAACAAUAUAUGCACAGUGGAAAGCACCAGAAGAAAGAAAUGGAAAUUUACUUUGCUAUAUUAUAUACAUUAACAGUAAUGAGGCAAAUGAUUCAGCCUGGAAUGUAAUCUAUAAUUCUACAGAUCUAUUUCAGGAAUAUACUAUCCGGCAACUUUCCCCUGGAACUGAAUACUUCAUUAAGUUAGCAGCUUGCACGGGAGGUGGGUGUACAAUAAGUGUGGCUACUUCGGCAAUAACAACGGAGAGCACUCCAGAAGGUGUUCCUGCCCCAAAAGCCCAGUCGUAUUCCUCUGACUCCUUUAACGUCUCAUGGACUAAGCCAGAGUACCCGAAUGGAUUUAUCACUAGUUAUGGAUUGUAUAUGAAUGGCAUAUUGGUUCAGAACUCCUCCCAAAUGACCUAUUAUAGAUCUGGACUUUCUCCUUGGAGUCUGCAUUCCUUCAGAGUGCAAGCAUGUACUGCAAAAGGCUGUGCUUUAGGCCCACUGGUGGAAGCUCGUACAGUUGAAGAUAUUCCUAAAGGAAACAUUGAGGUAUUUGUCAUUAAUGAUGGCUCCAGGGGAGUCCGGGUGAAAUGGCAUCCUCCAAGUGAACCAAAUGGCGACAUUAUUUAUGCGGUUCUUUUUACCGGCAUCUUUUACACAGAUAAAGCAAAUGACAAUUAUGCUAUUAUCAAUGGCACACAAAUUUUAUAUACCACUAAAGAAGCAAAUCUCUGGGUCUCCAUUAGUGAAUUAAUCCCAUUUUCGAACUACACAGUUGCAGUGAAUGCUUCCAAUAGUCAAGGUUACGUAUUAAGUAAGCCUGUUGCAGUAGCCAUACCUCCAGCAGGACCAGAUGGCAUGUUGCCUCCAAGGCUUUCAUCUGCCAUGCCGACCAGUCUUCAGAUUGUUUGGUCUACACCAGUUCGCAACAAUGCUCCAGGCCUACCCAGCUAUCGACUUCAAAUCAAACCCAGGCAUUCCUCAGAAAAUAUUCUGGAGUUGCUUUCCAAGCCAACAGCUUCUCUAAGCUAUGUAAUCACAGAUCUGCAGCCAUAUACAUCAUAUGACAUACGUGUUAUUGCCUGCAAUGGAUAUGGUGAUGCAUAUAGUGAAUGGACUCUAAUGGUUACAGCAGAGGAUGAACCAGGGGCUAUAGAUCCACCACUCGUAUUGGAUGUUAAGUCAAGAGCAGCGACAAUCUCCUGGCAGCAUCCAUCAAAGCCAAAUGGCAUCAUCACCCACUACAACAUUUACCAAAAUGGCCAGCUCCACACUACUGUCUCAGGCACCAUGUCUAAAUGCAUUGUACAUGAUUUGCAUCCUUACACAAGCUAUCAGUUUCAAGUAGAAGGAUGCACUUCUAAAGGAUGUUCUCUUUCUCCAGAGACAUUGCCCAUAGAGACUCUUCCUGAUGCCCCAGAAGAUAUUUCUGCUCCAGAACUAUAUUCAGAUACACCAACAUCUGUACAAAUAUCAUGGCAGCCUCCCCUUCAUCCAAAUGGGGUGGUUGAAAACAUCACAAUUGAGAGAAGAGUGAAAGGAACACAACAAAUAUCGACGAUUGCCACCUUGCCCUUCAAUAACUCCAAGAGCUACUUGGACCAAAGUUCUGCACUUAGUCCUUGGAAGAGAUAUGAAUACAGAAUCUUGGCAAAUACCUUUGAAGGAGGCAUCAACAGUAGUGACUGGGCAGAAGUUAUCACCAGACCCUCAAGACCUGCAGGCAUCCAGCCACCAAAGGUGCAAGUAUUAGGGCCAGAUACUGCAGAGAUAUCCUGGCAGAUUCCUUUCAUACUAAAUGGAGAAAUACUUAGCUAUGAGAUCCGCAUGCCAGACCCUCGAAUCAACCUUACCAGGAAUCUCUCAUUUCCAAUGAGCCACAUAGUAACCAAUCUGAUCCCUUUCACUAACUAUUCAGUCACCAUAGUGGCCUGUUCUGGAGGCGGUAAUUUCUUUGGAGGAUGCACAGAGAGCCUACCUACAUACGUGAUGACCCAUCCAACUCUUCCUCAAAGUGUUGGCCCACUGUCUCUGACUCCAAUUAGUGAGUCCUUUAUUGCUGCUUCAUGGCAACCACCAUCCAGACCCAAUGGUCCCAACAUAAGAUAUGAGCUCCUGAGACGUAAAAUCCAGCAGCCACUUGCAUCAAAUCCCCCUGAAGAUUUAAAUCUCUGGCACAAUAUUUAUUCAGGAACUCAGUGGUUUUAUGAAGAUAAGGGUCUUAGCAGGUACACUACAUAUGAAUAUAAGCUUGUAGUGCAUAAUGAUGUUGGAUACACAUCAGGUGAUGAUGUAAUGGCUACGACAUUGGCCGGUUUUCCGAAGAAGGCAAGUAAUAUCAUGGGACACCCUCUUAACCACACUGCUAUAGAAGUGGAAUGGACAACCCCAACUCAGCAAGAUUUACAAGGAGGUAUUGAAUAUUACAUCCUCUCCUGGAAUGACUCUGCUCAUGACAACUCCAUGAAAAUCCCUGCUGGUGUAAACCAUGCUGUCAUUGAUGACUUGCAUCCUAAUACAGAGUAUCAGAUUUUGCUUCACAUUUUCAAUGGAGUUCACAGCAUCACAAGUGAGGCAGUGCAUGUGACUACACUAGAUGGAGAGCCGGAGGGCAUGUUCCCUCCAGAGGUUGUCAUCAUCAACAGUACAGCUGUACGUGUCAUCUGGACGUCGCCUUCAAACCCAAACGGUGUUGUCACAGAAUAUUCUGUCUAUGUAAAUAAUAAGCGAUACGAGACUGGAAUGAAGACACCUGGGUCUUUUCUUUUAGGAGAUUUGUCUCCAUUCACUAUUUAUGAUAUACAGGUUGAAGUGUGCACAGUAUAUGCCUGUGUGAUAAGUAAUGGAACGCAAAUUACAACUGUGGAAGAUGAACCAAAAGAGCUAUCAGCACCACAGAUUCAUGUUAUUGGUCCAAGGGCACUUCAAAUUAACUGGGCAUCACCAGGACAACCAAAUGGCAUUAUUUUAAGAUAUGAUCUCUUGCGUAAGGCUCAUCUUCAGUGCACUGUAGCACAUCAACUAUCAAGGCAACAAAGUGGAGGAGCCUGUCUAUCCUUGGUGUGUGAUAUUAAUGAAAACAUCUGUGGAGGACAAUGCUACAACCCUCAAUUUAAGGUCUGCUGUAAUGGAGCACUGCACAACAAUGCACCGGGUUUUAAGUGCUGUGAGGACAAAUACAUCCUUAUUAACACAUCAGAUGUAUGCUGUGGUGGCCAGAGGAAUGAAGUGCAACCAGACUAUCAGUGCUGUGGUGGCUACUACACAAGGGUAUUAGCAGGGGAAGUAUGCUGCCCCAAUGAAGAAAACUGGGCCUCUGUUGGUAUUGGAGAUUCCUGCUGCUGGGGAAUUCCUUACUCCACAUCAGGCAAUCAGAUAUGUUGUAGUGGCACACUCCAUGAUGGCUUCAAUAAACAAUGCUGUGGUAGACAAAUAGUAAGCAAAGACUUCAUCUGUUGUGGUGAUAAAGAAAAUGGGAAAGUACAUCAACCUACACCAGGAAUGUUCUGUUGUGGACAUGAAUAUGUGAAUAUGUCAAGUACCAUAUGCUGCUCAGCUUCCAGUGGUGAGUCUAAAGCCCACAUUAAAAAGAAUGACCCAGCACCAUUAAAAUGCUGUGAGACUGAACUUAUUCCAAAGAGCGAGGAAUGUUGUAAUGGACUUGGAUAUAAUCCUUUGAAAUAUGUUUGUUCUGACAGGAUUUCAGCUGGAAUGACGAUGAAGGUAAAAGAAGAAUGCAAAGCAAGCACUUUGUGUCCUAUAUCCAUGGAAGCAACAGCAUAUUGUGGGUGGUGUGAUUUUGACAAGCAUACCCAUAUAUGUUCGUGGAUCAAGAGUCCCCAGAGCAAUUCAAGGAAUAAAGAAAAUGUAGCCAUAUGCCCAGCUUUGGAAGAGAAAGUCUAUACGGGAGGCCCCACUCAAUAUUCUUUCACAGAUCUGAACUUAGAACCUCAUGUUACAUAUGAAUACAGGGUAGCUGCUUGGAACAAAUAUGGGAAAGGUCUAAGUGAAAUUGGCAGUGCUACAACUAAACAAGAUGUACCUGAAGGUGUAAAUCCACCCCAGUGGACCAAAGUGGAUAAUCGGGAUGACAUAAUCUUUCUAAGAUGGGAAGAACCCCAACACCCAAAUGGUAUCAUUAUUCAUUACAUUAUUCUCCGAAAUGGGAUUGAACGUUUCAGAGGAAAAGAACAGAUGUUCAUGGAUACUAGUGGCAUCCAGCCAUACCAGGAAUACACAUAUCAACUGCGUGCUUGUACUGUUGCUGGCUGUGCAGAUAGUAGAAAGGUAGUUGCAGUCACUGUCCAAGGACUCCCAAAGAGUGUUCAGCCACCAACAGUUACAGCUCUGAGUGCCACGGCAUUGCAUUUGAGUUGGACAGCACCAGAAAAGCCAAAUGGUAUCAUCCGAGAAUACCAGAUCAGUCAGAUUGGGAAAGGUCUUAUUCACAGUGACACUGCAGGCAAGAUGCAGCAUGCAGUAUCAGGGCUCCAUCCACACAGAAAUUACAGCUUCAUACUUGCAGCAUGUACAUUUGCUGGAUGUACAACCAGUAAGGCAAAUUCUGCUAGAACACUUCAAGCUCCUCCUCAAGGGGUUUGGUCUCAGCCUCGUCAUGUCAUAGUUAGUUCCAAAAUUGUGGAACUGUAUUGGGAUGAACCAGAGGAACCCAAUGGAAUCAUUUCUCUAUACCGAUUGUUCCGAAAUGGUGAAGAGAUUUUCAUGGGUGGAGAAUUAAAUCUGAAUUUCACUGAUACCGUACAACCAAACAACAGAUAUGUUUACCAGCUAGAAGCUAGCACAUGGGGUGGCAGCAAUAGUAGUGACAAAUACAUCAUCCAGACGCCAUUAGCCACACCAGAGGAAAUUCCCAUCCCAUAUAAUGUCACAACAAUAGAUGCAUAUUCCAUAUUUGUAGCUUGGGACCCUCCUGGAUCUUUUAAGUCCAAAGUGCCUUUGAAGUACAAUGUAUUGCUAAAUGCUGGCAGUGCCUCCUUACUUGUAAAACCAGUGGGCCAGCCUACCUUUGCUCUUUUGGAUGGUCUGGAUCCAUACACACAAUAUGAGAUAAGGACACAAGCCUGCCAGGAUGUUGGCUGUGGAGUUGGCAAAGGAAUAUGUGGGGUGACAGCUGAAGCUCCCCCUCAAGAUUUGGAUCCACCCAUCAUAGCAGCAACUGGAUCAGCAUCUGUGGAAGUAAAAUGGUCACCGCCUAAGAAACCCAAUGGAAAAAUUAAAAACUACUUUGUUUACAGGCGUCCUGUGGGGACUCAAGAGAAACUACUUGUAUUCAUCUGGUCUGAGGGUGCCUUGGAAUUUGUGGAUGCUACAGAUAUUCUUCAGCCAUUCACCGGGUAUGAAUAUCACAUCAGAGCACAGAAUUCCAAAGGUUCUGUGGACAGUUUGUGGUCUUCAACACAAACCUUAGAAGCUCCCCCUUGGGGCAUGAGAGCUCCUUGGGCCCAGGCUGUAAGUCCUUACUCAGUGCUCCUAAACUGGACCAGCCCCACUUCUCCUAAUGGUCCUAUUUCUCAAUACCGUGUUGUCUAUCAAGAGAAGCAGAAUGAUCCAACAUUAACAACUCUUGCUGUUACAGCACUAACUGUACCGGGAACCUUGCAUCAAACCCAUUUAUUUGGUCUGAAGCCAUUCACAACAUAUCACAUCCAUAUUGUUGCUGUAAACAAUGCUGGGCACGUUUCAAGCCCGUGGACCUCCGUGUGCACUUUGGAAGCUCCCCCAAGUGGCCUCAGUAACUUUACUGUGGAAAAGAAGGAGAAUGGCAGGGCACUUUUGCUUAAAUGGGCAGAGCCUUCCAAGCCCAAUGGUGACAUUAAGAUUUACAAUAUUUUCAGUGACAACCAUCUAGAAUACAGUGGCUUGUCUCGUCAGUUCCUUUUCAGACGCCUGGAGCCUUUCACUCUGUACACUUUGGUUCUUGAAGCUUGCACAGUAGCUGGCUGCACCCGCUCUUUGCCCCAGCCGAUUUGGACAGAUGAAGCCCCUCCUGCUUCUCAGAUGGCACCUGUAAUUGAGUCAGUGAAUGCAACCAGCAUUGGAAUAAAAUGGUCUGAGCCAAUUAAUUCAAAUGGAAAAAUAAUACGCUAUGAAGUUAUUCACAGAAACACCAAAGAACAUGCUUCAGGGAAAAAUGCAACAACAGAAGAAGAGAAAAUUGUUUUCACAGAAUACAACACUGGGAGUAAUACAUUUGUAUAUAAAGCUGAAGGUUUGCAGCCGUGGACUAGUUAUGAAUAUAAGAUACGUGCCUGGAAUUCAGCAGGCUAUACAGAUAGCUCUUGGUCGGUUGCAAAGACCAGUCAAGCAGCCCCCAAUGGCUUGGCCCCACCUAUCUUCAAGUAUAUUCCAGGAAGCCCAGAGAAAAUAUUGAUUUUAUGGUCCUCUCCAGAAGAACCCAAUGGCAUUCUCCAGUCAUACAGACUACAGAGAAAUAGUGUUCCAUAUCCUUUUAGUUUUGAUGCUAAUACUUUUAAUUAUACCGAUGAAGACUUGCUACCAUAUUCAGAAUACCUCUAUGCAGUCACUGCUUGUACAAUGGGAGGCUGUUCUACCAGUGACCACACCAGAAUAUGGACACUAGAGGCAGCUCCAGCAAUAGUGAACCCUCCUAAAUUGGAAGAUCUAAGUUCUACCCAUAUGAACUUAUCUUGGUCACCACCCCAAAUUCAAAAUGGAGAAAUCACAAAAUACAUUUUGAAAGUAAAUGGCGAAGAGCUCUAUGUUGGAAACAGUUUGUUCAGGGCAGUGUUGAAUCUACAGCCCUACACUAAGUAUGACAUCACUUUAGUUGUGUGUACAAAUGGGGGGUGUACAGCUAGUAUAUCCAAAUAUUUUUGGACAAUGGAGGCUCCUCCGCUUGACAUAGAUGCCCCCAGGUUGCUGGUGACAGGUUCAGAAUCAAUAGAAGUCACAUGGAAGCCUCCUGCAAAUCCAAAUGGUAAAAUCCUAAGGUAUGAGCUGAGAAGAAAUGGAUUUCUGAUUUAUUCAGGUUUGGAAACACGUUAUCAUGACUUCAUGCUGACUCCAGGAAAAGAAUACAGCUAUGCUGUUAGCGCAAACAACAGCCAAGGAAGUAUUACUAGUACUGUUGCUAUAAUUAGAACGAAUCCUUCUGCCCCUUCUGGAAUGUCCCCUCCUAGACUGCAGGCACGGUCCCCAGAAACAGUUUUGGUUACUUGGGAUCCUCCAGCAAAAGUCAAUGGUGAUAUAAUCAAUUAUACCAUCACUACUCGGGAUCUUAUUAAACCAGAAAAGAAACUUGUUCAGAUAGAUUCAUCUCAUGUUUCUUUUGGUAGGCGGUCCUACACCUCAGAAGAACUAGAACCCUAUCACAGGUAUGAAGUCCAAGUGCAAGCUUGCACACUCUUGGGCUGCAGCUCCAGUGAAUGGGCUUCUGUUCAAACACUUGAAGCACCCCCUGAAAUGCAACCAGCCCCUCUCAUAGAUGUGCAAACAAGUCAUGAUGGAUUCCAGUCUGUUCUUUCAAUUGUGUGGACAGGCCCAAAGCUGCCAAAUGGAAAAAUCUUAUAUUAUGAGCUUUAUCGAAGACAAGCAAUACGCAGUCAACUAAAUCAAGACCUAAUGCUCAUUUAUAAUGGUUCAUCCACCUCCUUCAAAGACAGCAUGCUCCUGCCUUUUACAGAAUAUGAAUAUCAGGUUUGGUCAGUAAACUCUGCAGGUCGUACUGGUAGCAGUUGGACCAAGUGUAAGACAGGACCGGCUCCUCCUCAAGGACUUCAUGCACCCCUUUUUGACACAGUAGCUUCUACUUCAGCUGUAGUGAACAUUAGCCCCCCUCUUAAACCAAAUGGAAUAGUCAGUCUCUACAGGCUAUUCUCAAACAGUACCAAAGGAAGAGACGUGGUGUUGUCUGAAGGAACCUCAACUCAGCAAACAAUCCAUGGACUCAAGCCUUUUACCACCUAUUCUGUUGGAGUUGAAGCCUGCACUUGUAUCAACUGUUGCAGCAAAGGACCAGUAGCAGAGAUCACCACCCAGCCAGCUCCACCUUCACAACAACCUCCACCUGAUAUACACAGCGUGACCUCAAGGACCGCUUUUUGUUGGUGGGAUGCACCUCGGGAACCCAAUGGUAUUGUGAGAAGGUAUGAACUCCACAUGCAUUCAUCCUGCCCUCCUCCUUUACAACCAUUAGAAAGGACUUGCAAACCUGGUCCAGUUGAAGUGAAAUAUACAGGAAAGGACCGCCAUUCCAAUGUGAGUGAUCUACAGCCUUAUACAACCUACAAGCUAAGAGUGGUUUCCUAUAAUUCAGUGGGGAGCACAUCUUCAGAAUGGAUCAGCUUUACUACGAAAAAAGAGGUACCUCAAUAUGAAGCUCCAUUUACAGUUGUCAGCAAUUUAUCUACCAUCUACCUUGACUGGAGUCACACCUUCCUACUGAAUGGACCGCUGAAGGAAUAUGUGCUAAUGGAGGGAGGGCAGCGCAUCUACAGUGGCUUUGACACCAGGCUAUACUUGCCAAGGACAUCAGACAAAACUUAUUUAUUCCAGAUAUCAUGCACUACGGAUGAAGGGAGUGCAGUAACGCCAGUGAUCAAAUACAACACUGCUGCAGGAUUUGGUCCUAUAUUAACAACUCCAGGAAAAAAUCAUGAAGGAGAGAAGAAGCAGCCAACGUUCUACACAGAGCUGUGGUUUAUAGUCCUGAUGUCUAUCCUUGGCCUGAUCCUUCUGGCAGUUUUCCUGUCCCUAAUUCUACAGAGGAAAAUCAGUAAGCAGCCAUUUGCUCGAGAAAGGCCUCCUUUAGUCCCACUUCAAAAGAGGAUGUCGCCGAUGAGUGUCUAUUCACAAGGAGAAACGCACAUGGGAAUAGCAGACACAAAAAUCCCAGGGCCAGCAUCUCCUACAAGUAUUCGUAGUAAUCGAAGCAAUCGAAGUACUUCUGUCCUUCAGGCCCCAAGUCAGAUGCAGGGAACUCUUUCCCAAAGUUCCCUACAUCGAAGUGUCAGCCAGCUUAUUGAUGUCUAUGACAAAAAGUCCUUGAUAGAAGAUGCUGUUUGGGAUACUAUCAUUCAUGGUCAAGAGAGUAGCUUGUACGUGGAUGAUGCAGAUCUCGUGAAUGCUAUCAAAGGCUUCAGCACUGUCACUAAAGAACAUACAACAUUUACUGAUACACAUUUAUGAAUAGUUUUUCCACUGUUGUAGCAAAUGCAAGAAUAUGGAAGGCACUUAUAUUCCAAGCCAUUCUGAAUACAUUUGCCUUAUUUUGUUAUUGUGCCUAUUGAAACCUUAUCAAUAUUAAUGAUUUCAACACCACAUGCUUGAAAUGUGUUGUUGUUUUUUUUAAGAUACCAAACAAUUUCAGUGUUAUGGAACAAUAUUUAUAAACAUGCAUUUCUAGGAAAAGUUAAUUAUAUAGCAAAUGUAUUUGUUUUGUUUUUUAAUGUGGUUUUGAUAGAUGUCUAUAAAUGAGCCAGAAACCUUUAGUAAAUACCACUUAAGGAAAUUGUGACCUAUGGCUUACUGAUCAACCACUAUUACUACUACUACAGUGUGUACAAAAGUCUGGUGUUAAAUUUUAUCAGAACCUACUAGUUUCAAAGUUUUUUUUUAAAAAAACAGCUUCUAUCCAAUGUUCUAUAGUGUUUGAUCAGGAGGCAGGGUAGUAUUAAUUUAAAAUGCAAUAUUCCUUAAAAAAAACAUUAAUGAAAGGUAACAGUUUGGGGGUCUUGCCUUCAAUAGCAGUCACUUAGGUCAUGGAGAAUCUUAAGACAGAUCAUGCUAACCCCUUACAACACUUAAAAUAUGGGUGUCAUAAUUUCACUGCUGUUCUAAAAUGUUUUUAGAUAUUGAAAUCUAGGUCUAAACUAUAAUUCUUAUCAGCUUACCUAUUUAGCUCUAUCUUUUCAGGUAAUUUGCUAUAGGUUUUUAUCUGAACCCCAUAGAUGCUUUAAUUUGACACAUUGAGGGUGUGUCUACACUGCAGAAUUAAUGUUUCACACGACUUUAGCUACCAUGGCUCAAUGCUGUAGAAUCAUGGAAGCUAUAUUUUUGCAAGGUCUUUAGAUUUCUCUGCCAGAAUGAUGGUUCAUCAAACUAAAGCUGACAUGAUUCCCUAGCAUUGAGCCAUGGCAGUUCAAGUGGUGUCAAACUACAUUAAUUCUUCACUAUAGAUGCAUCCUGAAUUAGCAUUAUCAGUUGUUCCAAUACUACAUUUGUGUGAGGAUGUAGAAAGCGAAAUUGAACUUUCAAAUAUGUGCUUUGGGUCUUAUGUGUUAAAACUAUGCUAUGCAACAGGAAGCCUAUCAAAUCCACCUAUUGAUUACAUAAUCUCAGAUAAGUAUAAUAAUACAGUAGUUUAAGGCUUUUAGUGGAACUUUUCUAAGAAGUCAGUAAUUUAGCUGUAAUUAAUACACAAAGCACCAAUAAUGUCUGGGGAAGUUAUAGUCUGUUAAUGUGUCAAUUGAUAAUUUAACAAAUAGCUUUCAACUGUAUGUGGCAGGUAGUCAACUUGUCACUAUUGUGAUGGAGAGAAGUUGAAAAGAUAGAGUUGUCCAGAUGCAGUUGUGCACAUAACUUAUAUGACUAGAAAUAAAAUACUAUCUUACCAUUGAAAACUAAAUAUCAGUCAUUGCCACAAUCAGUAGGGAGUACUGACAUUUCUAUCCACGGCACAUAUGCAGUUAUAAUUCUGUCGCAAGGAUAUCAACAUUUCAAGCUUGCUACAACUCAUAGUUAUAUGCAGUCAUAAGGCUCUAGCUUGGGAAGUGUAGGUUUAGACUUCAGCUAUAAGAAGAAAUUGUUACAUGUGCUGCUGAAUUUAAAGCUGCUUCAUACCAUUAGGGCAUUAAGAAGAUGGGAACCAAAUGCAAUUUAAGCUAUAAAACAGUAUGGAACUGAAACAAUAAGGAUUCUACAAGUACUUUCACUAGCUGAUGGAUGGACAGCAACCUUGUGUAUUUAGGACUAAAUCUCUCAUUUCUAAAUUUAAUGGGAACUGUUUGAAGUCUUAGCAGUGGCAGAAAAAAUGGACUAUUGGCCAAAGGGCAAAAUUAUUAAACACCAGGAUGUCACUUAGGAAAUUCAAUCAUGUUUAUAUACCAAUAGGUAGUAUAAUAUUUAAAUAUUGAAUUGAAUAUUUUCUGUGAUUAUAUGAGGAAAUGUAGUAUGCUAGCCAGACUGUAGGAUAUUGCUUGUUUAAUAAAGGAUUUUAACUUAAGUUGUUU